Molecule: messenger RNA, 2760 nt
Organism: Rangifer tarandus platyrhynchus (Svalbard reindeer)
Lineage: Eukaryota; Metazoa; Chordata; Mammalia; Artiodactyla; Cervidae
Source: the annotation of a GenBank genome assembly
AUGGACGCCCCGGAGCCGCAGCCCGACCCCGACGGCGGGGACGCCCCGGGCCACGAGCCUGGAGGCAGCCCCCAAGACGAGUUCGACUUCUCCAUCCUCUUCGAUUAUGACUAUUUGAAUCCUAUCGAAGAAGAACCCAGCGCACAUAAGGUGGCCAGCCCGUCCUCCGGACUCUACCCCCCCGAUGAUGCCCUGGACUAUGGCCUCAAGCCAUACAGCCCCCUGGCCAGUCUCUCUGGCGAGCCCCCUGGCCGGCUGCGAGAGCCGGAUAGGGUGGGGCCCCAGAACUUUCUGAGCCCGGCCAAGCCACCGGGGGCCUCGGGCCUGAGCCCUCGGAUCGAGAUCACUCCAUCCCACGAACUGAUCCAGGCAGGGGGGCCCUUCCGCGUGAGAGACACUGGCCUCCUGGGCGAGCAGCCGCCCCUGCCGGGGGUGGCGGCCACCCCGAGGUUCACGCUGCCCGUGCCGGGCUUCGAGGGGUACCGCGAGCCGCUUUGCUUGAGCCCCGCUAGCAGCGGCUCCUCUGCCAGCUUCAUUUCCGACACCUUCUCCCCCUACACCUCGCCCUGCGUCUCGCCCAACAACGGCGGGCCCGACGACCUGUGCCCCCAGUUUCAAAACAUCCCUGCUCAUUAUUCCCCCAGAACCUCGCCAAUAAUGUCACCUCGAACCGGCCUCGCUGAGGACAGCUGCCUGGGCCGCCACUCGCCCGUGCCCCGUCCGGCCUCCCGCUCCUCGUCGCCUGGUACCAAGCGGCGGCAUUCGUGCGCCGGGGCCUCGGUUGCCCCACUGCCCGGAGCCUCACCCCAGCGCUCGCGGAGCCCCUCGCCGCAGCCCCGGGACGACGGCGCCCCCGCCGGGUACCCCCCCUCGGCCGGCCCUGCCGUCCUCAUGGAUGCCCUGAACAGCCUCGCCAGCGACUCGCCCUGUGGGAUCCCCCCCAAGAUGUGGAAGACCAGCCCUGACCCGUCGCCGGUGUCCGCCGCCCCGCCCAAGGCCGGCCUGCCCCGCCACCUCUACCCGGCCGUGGAGUUCCUGGGCCCCUGCGACCAGGAGGAGAGGCGGAACUCCGCCCCCGAGUCCAUCUUGCUGGUGCCGCCAACCUGGCCCAAGCAGCUGGUGCCCGCCAUUCCCAUCUGCGGGAUCCCAGUGACCGCCUCCCUCCCCCCGCUCGAGUGGCCGCUCUCCCACCAGUCCGGCGCCUAUGAGCUGCGGAUCGAGGUGCAGCCCAAGCCACACCACCGAGCACACUACGAGACGGAAGGCAGCCGCGGGGCCGUCAAGGCUCCGACGGGCGGCCACCCUGUCGUCCAGCUCCACGGCUACAUGGAGAACAAGCCCCUGGGGCUUCAGAUCUUCAUUGGGACGGCCGACGAGCGGAUCCUCAAGCCCCAUGCCUUCUACCAGGUACAUCGAAUCACAGGGAAAACCGUCACCACCACCAGCUAUGAGAAGAUCGUGGGCAACACCAAAGUCUUGGAGAUUCCGCUGGAGCCAAAAAACAACAUGAGGGCGACCAUCGACUGCGCGGGGAUCCUGAAGCUGAGGAACGCGGACAUCGAGCUGCGGAAAGGCGAGACGGACAUCGGCCGGAAGAACACGCGCGUGAGGCUGGUGUUCCGCGUGCACAUCCCCGAGGCCAGCGGAAGGAUUGUCUCCCUACAGACCGCGUCCAACCCCAUCGAGUGCUCCCAGCGGUCCGCCCACGAGCUGCCCAUGGUGGAGAGACAGGACACCGACGGCUGCCUGGUGUACGGCGGCCAGCAGAUGAUUCUCACGGGACAGAACUUCACGGCCGAGUCCAAAGUCAUGUUCACCGAGAAGACCACAGAUGGACAGCAAAUUUGGGAGAUGGAGGCCACGGUGGAUAAAGACAAGAGCCAGCCUAACAUGCUUUUUGUUGAGAUUCCUGAGUAUCGGAACAAGCACAUUCGGACUUCGGUGAAGGUGAACUUCUAUGUGAUUAACGGGAAAAGAAAACGAAGCCAGCCUCAGCACUUUACCUACCACCCAGUCCCGGCCAUCAAGACGGAGCCCACCGAUGAGUACGACCCCGCCUUGAUCUGCAGCCCCGCCCACGGGGGCCUGGGGAGCCAGCCCUACUACCCGCAGCACCCCAUGGUGGCCGAGCCCCCCUCCUGCCUCGUGGCCACCAUGGCUCCCUGCCAGCAGUUCCGCUCGGGGCUCUCGUCCCCCGACGCGCGCUACCAGCAGCAGAGCCCGGCGGCCGUCCUCUACCAGCGGGGCAAGAGCCUGAGCCCCGGGAUGCUGGGCUACCAGCAGCCCGCCCUCAUGGCCGCCCCGCUGGCGCUGGCGGACGCCCACCGCUCGGUGCUGGUGCACGCCGGCGCGCAGGGCCAGGGCGCGGCGCUGCUGCACCCCGGCCCGGCCAGCCAGCAGGCCUCGCCCGUCAUCCACUACUCGCCCACCAGCCAGCCGCUGCGCUGCGGGGGCCACCAGGAGUUCCAGCACAUCGUGUACUGCGAGAACUUCGCGCCGGGCCCCGCCAGGCCCGGGCCGCCCGCUGCCAGCCAGGGCCAGAGGCUGAGCCCCGGCCCCUGCCCCGCCGCCACCCAGCAGCAGGGCGCCCCCAGCCAGAGGGCCGCCAGAAACGGGCCCCCGGCCACUGACCAGAAGGAGGCGCUGCCCGCGGGCGUGACCAUCAAGCAGGAGCAGAACUUGGACCAGACCUACUUGGAUGACGUCAAUGAAAUUAUCAGGAAGGAGUUUUCAGGACCUCCCGCCCGAAAUCAGACGUAG